GAAGCGGCGCGCCGAGGGCGGAGGGAAGAUGGCGGCGGCCGCGGCGGCCCCCGAGGACGAGCUGGUCUCGUCGGUGACGCUUUACCGGCGGCGGCCGCGGCUGCUCCGCGGCACCGUGCUGCCCUUCGCCGCCGGCCUCUACCCGGCCUGGCUGUGGCUGUGGGGGCCGCGGCUGUGGGCGGCGGGCGAGGCGGCGGGGCCGCCCGAGGCGGCGCUGUUGGCGCUCGGCGCCAUCGCGGCGCUGCAGCUGCUCACGGCGCUGGCCGGGCUCUGGUCCGUGCACGCCGAGUGCGCCCUCAGCUGCGUCAGGGUGAGCUCGGGAAGGGCACCGGGGCGCUGCGGGUCGGGGGGUUUGGGAAAAUCCAAUGAAUUCGGUGAGGACGGGCAGGAAGCGCUGAGCUUCGAAUUCCAGAAGAUCAAAUAUUCCUACGAAAUCCAUGGAAAAAAACAAUUCCUGCCCGUGGCAUUCCCUGUGGAGCAUCCCUUGGGAUUCUACCAGAAUUCCAGAGGCUUCCAGGAGGAGCAGGAAAUCCGGGAGGCCGAGAGGAAAUACGGGAAUAACAAGGCAGAAAUGGUGGUGCCAGAAUUCCUGGAGCUGUUCAAGGAAAGAGCCACGGCUCCGUUCUUCGUUUUCCAGGUGUUCUGCGUGGGGCUGUGGUGCCUGGACGAGUUCUGGUACUACAGCGUCUUCACCCUGUCCAUGCUCGUGGCCUUCGAGGCCUCGCUGGUGCAGCAGCAGCUCCGCAACCUCUCGGAGAUCCGCAGGAUGGGCAACCGGCCCUACAUGAUCCAGGUCUACAGGAACCGGAAGUGGCGCCCAAUUUCCAGCGACGAGAUCAUAGCAGGGGACAUCGUCUCCAUCGGCCGCUCCCCCCAGGAGAAUUUGGUGCCCUGUGACCUCCUCCUGCUGCGGGGCCGCUGCGUGGUGGACGAGGCCAUGCUGACGGGAGAGUCCGUGCCGCAGAUGAAGUUCCCACCCUGGAAAUUGGAUGUCCUGGGGGAUUCCUUGGGAUUUCCUGGGAAUUCCCUGGGAUUUUUUCCCUCCCCAGCUGUGGAUAACGGGUGCCUGGCCUACGCCCUCCGCACUGGCUUCAACACAUCCCAGGGAAAGCUGCUCCGGACGAUCCUGUUUGGGGUGAAGAGGGUCACGGCCAAUAACCUGGAGACCUUCAUCUUCAUCCUCUUCCUCCUCGUCUUCGCCAUCGCCGCCGCCGCCUACGUCUGGAUCCAGGGCACCAAGGACCCCCGGCGGAACCAGUACCGGCUGUUCCUGGAGUGUGCCCUGAUCCUGACGUCCGUGGUGCCCCCCGAGCUGCCCAUCGAGCUCUCCCUGGCCGUCAACACCUCCCUGAUCGCCCUGGCCAAGCUCUACGUUUACUGCACGGAGCCGUUCCGGAUCCCGUUUGCAGGGAAGGUCCAGGUUUGCUGCUUUGACAAAACCGGGACCUUGACCAGCGACCACCUCGUGGUGCGAGGGGUGGCCGGGCUCAGGGAAGGCAAGGAGGUGCUGCCGGUGUCGGAAAUCCCUCUGGAAACUCACCGUGCCAUCGCCUGCUGCCACUCCCUGGUGCAGCUGGAGGACGGGAGCAUCGUGGGCGACCCUCUGGAAAAAGCCAUGCUGACAGCCGUGGACUGGACCCUGACCAGAGAUGAGAAAGUUUUCCCGAGGAGUCUAAAAACUCCGGGAAUGAGAAUUCACCAGCGCUUUCAUUUCUCCAGUGCCCUGAAGAGGAUGGCGGUGCUGGCUUCCCUGGAAAACGCCUCCGGAGAAAUCCGAUACCUGGCGGCCGUCAAGGGCGCUCCCGAGACCCUGCACGCCAUGCUGUCCCAAUGUCCCAGCAACUACCACGAGAUCCAUCGGGAAUUCUCCCACGAGGGCGCGCGGGUCCUGGCCCUGGGCUACAAAGAGCUGGGAGCCCUGAGCCACCAGCAGGUGCGGGAGAUGAAGAGGGAAUCCCUGGAAUGUGACCUGAGAUUUGUGGGAUUCAUCCUGGUCUCCUCCCCCCUCAAAGCCGACUCCAAGGCCGUGAUCCGGGAGAUCCAGAGCGCUUCCCACCACGUGGUGAUGAUCACGGGGGACAGCCCGCUGACCGCCUGCCACGUGGCGCGGGAGCUGCACUUCCUGCAGAAGGACAGGAUCCUGAUCCUGCAGCCGCCGGAGCGCCCCGGGCUGCCCUGGCAGUGGCGCUCCCGGGACGGGUCCGUGGCUCUUCCGGCAUUCCCGGAUUCCCUGCGGGAUCUGACGGAUCCCUUCGAGCUGUGCCUGACCGGGGAGGGGCUGGAGCAGCUCCGGCUGCGGGAUCGGGAUCGGCUGCUCCGCCUCAUCCCCCACAUCCGCGUCUUCGCCAGGGUGGCGCCCAAGCAGAAGGAAUUCGUGAUCACGGCGCUGAAGAGCCUCGGCUACUGCACCCUGAUGUGCGGGGACGGCACCAACGACGUGGGAGCGCUCAAACACGCCGACGUGGGCGUGGCCCUGCUGGCCAACGCUCCGGAGCGCGUUCCCGAGCGGAAGCGACGGCCCCGGGACGGCUUCGGGGACAGCAGGCCCGGAAUUCCGGCCGGGAAUGUCAAACCCUCAUCCCGAGGAGCCAAGCAGCGCCUCCUGGCCCAGCGGGAGGAGCAGCUGGCCGUCCACAGGGAGCGGCUGAGCCAGGUGCUGAGGGACCUGGAAGAGGAGAGGGCCCCCGUGGUGAAGCUGGGGGACGCCAGCAUCGCCGCCCCCUUCACCUCCAAACUCUCCUCCAUCCAGUGCAUCUGCCACGUGAUCAAGCAGGGCCGCUGCACGCUGGUGACCACGCUGCAGAUGUUCAAGAUCCUGGCCCUGAACGCGCUGGUGCUGGCCUACAGCCAGAGCGUGCUCUUCCUGCAGGGCGUCAAGUUCAGCGACCUGCAGGCCACGCUGCAGGGGCUGCUCCUGGCCGGCUGCUUCCUCUUCAUCUCCCGCUCCAAGCCCCUGAAGACUCUUUCCAAGGAGAGGCCUCUUCCCAACAUCUUCAACCUGUACACGGUGCUGACGGUGCUGCUGCAGUUCCUGGUGCAUUUCCUGAGCCUGGUGUUCCUCUACCGGGAAGCUCAGGCCCGCAGCGAGCCCAGGGAGGAGGAGUUUGUGGAUCUGAGCCGGGAGUUCGAGCCGUCGCUGGUGAACAGCACCGUGUACCUGCUGGCCAUGGCCAUGCAGACGGCCACCUUCGCCAUCAACUACAAGGGCCAGCCCUUCAUGGAGAGCCUGGCGCAGAACCGGGCGCUGCUCUGGGCGCUGCUGCUCUCGGCCUCGGCCGUGCUGGGGCUGCUCAGCGGCGCCUGCCCCGAGCUCAGCCUGGCCUUCGGCCUCGUCGAGAUCCCGCCCGAGUUCCGGCUGCUGAUCCUGGCGGUGCUGGCGGCCGAUUUCCUGCUGGCCUUUUCCGUGGAUCGGCUCCUGCAGCUGCUGCUGGGCAGCUCCCGCCUCCGAGUGCCUUCCUGAGCCCCGGGGCCUCCCCGAUCCCCCAGAACCCCAAAAUCAUGGAAUUCCCCACCCCUCGGGCAAGGCGGAUCCCGAAUUUUUAACGUUUCCCAGGAUGUCUCGGCAGCUUUCCAGAGUUCCCAGAAUUCCCCAGAGUUUCUUGGCAUUUCCCAGGAUUUUCCGAAAUUUCCCGAGAAUUUUUUUUUGGAAUUUGGCAAUGGAAAAAAAAAAAAAAAAUCCUGAUCAAGGCUUUUUUUUUUGGGUUUUUUUUGGAAAGAGUUUGGAAUUGUUUUAGCUGAGGGAAAAAAAAUGGGAAUGGUGGGAAGUAAAAAUAUGGAUUUAGGGGCUGGGGGAGGGGCUGUGGAUGCAAAAUUCUCAAAAACCGUGGAUGAAACCCAAAAACUGGGAAUUAAACAUAAAAAUUCAGGAAUUAAACCCAAACACUGAGGAUUAAACAAAAAA
Messenger RNA from Pyrgilauda ruficollis (rufous-necked snowfinch), 3901 nucleotides. It is a transcript of the gene ATP13A1, whose product is annotated as ATPase 13A1. The record is from RefSeq and is a predicted model, not a curated record. Gene Ontology annotation, biological process: extraction of mislocalized protein from ER membrane; intracellular calcium ion homeostasis. Gene Ontology annotation, molecular function: ATP binding; membrane protein dislocase activity; P-type ion transporter activity. The transcript has 25 exons. NCBI's taxonomy places the organism in Eukaryota, Metazoa, Chordata, Aves, Passeriformes, Passeridae. Gene Ontology annotation, cellular component: endoplasmic reticulum membrane. The coding region runs from base 29 to 3460 and encodes 1143 amino acids.